Molecule: messenger RNA, 792 nt
Organism: Ailuropoda melanoleuca (giant panda)
Lineage: Eukaryota; Metazoa; Chordata; Mammalia; Carnivora; Ursidae
Product: transcription factor BTF3
Exons: 1
Coding region: 97-585 (162 amino acids)
Source: RefSeq, a predicted model, not a curated record
UCCCCGCGUGUGUGCGCCUAAUCUCAGGUGGUCCACCCGAGACCCCUUGAGCACCAACCCUAGUCCCCCGCGCGGCCCCUUAUUCGCUCCGACAAGAUGAAAGAAACAAUCAUGAACCAGGAAAAACUCGCCAAACUGCAGGCACAAGUGCGCAUUGGUGGGAAAGGAACUGCUCGCAGAAAGAAGAAGGUGGUUCAUAGAACAGCCACAGCAGAUGACAAAAAACUUCAGUUCUCCUUAAAGAAGUUAGGGGUAAACAAUAUCUCUGGUAUUGAAGAGGUGAAUAUGUUUACAAACCAAGGAACAGUGAUCCACUUUAACAACCCUAAAGUUCAGGCAUCUCUGGCAGCGAACACUUUCACCAUUACAGGCCAUGCUGAGACAAAGCAGCUGACAGAAAUGCUACCCAGCAUCUUAAACCAGCUUGGUGCGGAUAGUCUGACUAGUUUAAGGAGACUGGCCGAAGCUCUGCCCAAACAAUCUGUGGAUGGAAAAGCACCACUUGCUACUGGAGAGGAUGAUGAUGAUGAAGUUCCAGAUCUUGUGGAGAAUUUUGAUGAGGCUUCCAAGAAUGAGGCAAACUGAAUUGAGUCAACUUCUGAAGAUAAAACCUGAAGAAGUUACUGGGAGCUGCUAUUUUAUAUUAUGACUGCUUUUUAAGAAAUUUUUGUUUAUGGAUCUGAUAAAAUCUAGAUCUCUAAUAUUUUUAAGCCCAAGCCCCUUGGACACUGCAGCUCUUUUCAGUUUUUGCUUAUACACAAUUCAUUCUUUGCAGCUAAUUAAGCCGAAGAA